Molecule: messenger RNA, 534 nt
Organism: Heterobasidion irregulare TC 32-1
Lineage: Eukaryota; Fungi; Basidiomycota; Agaricomycetes; Russulales; Bondarzewiaceae
Exons: 3
Molecular function (GO): protein binding
Source: RefSeq, a predicted model, not a curated record
AUCCGUCAUGACAUGUAUUAUAUCCAGGGAGGCGAUGUGAUCUUCAGAGUUGAAAACUUCUUGUUUCGUGUCCACAGCUACUUCUUCGUCCGGGAGUCAUCGUACUUUCGAGAGAGGCUGCCCCACCCACCCCCUCCUGGCGACCCCCCACGGGGUACAUCGGAUUCAAAUCCAUUCGUGCUCGAUGAUGCUUUGAGCGUUGACUUUGCGAGAUUUCUUUGGGUGUUCUACAAUCCGAAAUAUUCGAUAUAUGGUGCGAACGUCGAAGAGUGGACAUCCAUUCUGAAGCUCGCCCAUCAAUGGAAGUUCGCUGCCAUCAAAGAGCUCGCAGUCCGGGAGCUGGAGCUCCUCACCAUCGAAGCGGUCCCGAAGAUCGUCAUUUACCAUACAUAUGAGAUCGAUCGCACGCUUCUCAUUCCAUCGUACACAGUGCUCACCACCCGCGAGGAGCCCAUAUCGAUCAUCGAGGGCAAGGAGCUGGGCCUCGAGACCUCCCUUCAUCUUGCGCGUGCGCGCGAGAUUGCACGUGGACCU